This is a messenger RNA of Sorex araneus (European shrew), 957 nucleotides long. Its product is annotated as olfactory receptor 1030. The coding region runs from base 1 to 957 and encodes 318 amino acids. NCBI's taxonomy places the organism in Eukaryota, Metazoa, Chordata, Mammalia, Eulipotyphla, Soricidae. Gene Ontology annotation, biological process: sensory perception of smell; G protein-coupled receptor signaling pathway. The record is from RefSeq and is a predicted model, not a curated record. The transcript has a single exon. Gene Ontology annotation, cellular component: membrane. Gene Ontology annotation, molecular function: odorant binding; olfactory receptor activity; G protein-coupled receptor activity.
AUGCUGGCAUCUAAGAAAAUGAACAGAAGAAAUUCCACCUUGGUGACUGAAUUUAUUCUCUUGGGAUUAACGGACCGACCAGAGCUGCAGCCCGUUCUCUUUGUGCUGUUCUUGGUGAUAUAUUUGAUUACCGUUGGGGGGAACCUUGGGAUGUUGGUAUUGAUUAGGAUAGAUUCACGCCUCCACACGCCCAUGUACUUCUUCCUGGCCAGUUUGUCCUGCUUGGAUUUGUGUUAUUCCACUAAUGUGACACCCAAGAUGUUGGUGAACUUCUUGUCGGAGAAGAAAACCAUUUCCUAUGCUGCUUGUUUAGUCCAGUGUUAUUUUUUCAUUGCCAUGGUGAUCACGGAAUAUUACAUGUUAGCUGUCAUGGCGUAUGAUAGGUAUAUGGCCAUCUGCAACCCAUUGCUUUAUACUAGUAAGAUGUCCAAAGGGGUCUGUAUUCGUCUGAUUGCCGGUCCAUAUAUUUAUGGGUUCCUUAGCGGCCUGAUGGAAACCAUGUGGACAUACCGUUUGACCUUCUGUGACUCUAAUGUCAUUAAUCACUUCUAUUGUGCUGACCCACCCCUCAUCAGACUCUCCUGCUCCGACACUUUCAUUAAGGAAACCUCCAUGUUUGUAGUCGCAGGAUUUAACCUUUCCAACUCGCUGCUCAUAAUUCUCAUCUCCUACCUCUUCAUUCUCGUUGCUAUCCUGAGGAUGCGUUCCGCAGAAGGCAGGCGCAAAGCCUUUUCCACCUGUGGGUCCCAUCUGGUCGCAGUGACAAUAUUUUAUGGGACCCUGUUCUGCAUGUAUGUUAGACCUCCCACAGACAAGUCAGUAGAGCAGUCCAAAAUCAUUGCUGUCUUCUACACUUUUGUCAGCCCUAUGUUGAAUCCCAUCAUUUAUAGUUUGAGGAACAAGGAUGUGAAGCAAGCUUUCCGGAAACUGAUCACAAGAAAUGUACUUGGAAAGUGA